This is a messenger RNA of Zygosaccharomyces rouxii, 1197 nucleotides long. RefSeq names its product pseudouridine synthase PUS6 (gene PUS6). Bases 1 to 1197 code for a protein of 398 amino acids. NCBI's taxonomy places the organism in Eukaryota, Fungi, Ascomycota, Saccharomycetes, Saccharomycetales, Saccharomycetaceae. The record is from RefSeq and is a predicted model, not a curated record. The transcript has a single exon. Gene Ontology annotation, molecular function: pseudouridine synthase activity; RNA binding. Gene Ontology annotation, biological process: pseudouridine synthesis.
AUGGGUAUUCAAGUGUAUUUCAGUCGCGGUUUGAGAAAGAUACGACCUUACUAUCACAAAAGGACUGCCUUCGCUAAGGGAAGAUGGUUUCAAAGGACGCUGUUAGAUGUAAUGGUAAAUGAAUUCAGAUCUUAUUCUGAAAACCAUUAUUUAACUGAGAUUAAGAAAGGGAAUCUGGCGAUAAUACGAGAGGGAAAAACUCUAGAUCCUAGUGAAGUUUUAUCUUCACCUAUUAGAAAUAACGAUACUGUUCAAACUUUGAGACACAAGCACGAACCGCCAGUCUUGCAAUGGUCUGAGAAUGAGGAAGAUAUUCCGGGUAUUAAAGUUGCUGGAUUCGAUAUAGUUCACGAAAAUGAUAACCUUUUAGUCCUUAACAAACCAAGUGGGAUUCCGAUUCAUCCUACCGGUCAAUUCUACCAGAAUACCAUUACUGAGAUUUUGAAAAGACAUGGUAAAACAGCUCUGCCAUGUUAUCGAUUAGAUAAAUUGACGUCAGGUCUUUUAAUAAUGGCAAAGAAUACGGAAACUGCUGGAGGUAUCCAACUAAAGAUAAGAGAUCAUGAUAUGAGCAAGUAUUACCUUGCUAGAGUUAAGGGUAAGUUCCCUCAUUCAUCAUCUGAAGACUUCUAUGAGCCGCCAAUUCCUUUCCAGGAUCCAUUAUUAGUGACACAAGAAGAAUCUCCCGUUUACACCGUAGAGCCUAAAAAGCAAUUCCCAUCAGGUCUUUCACCUGUAAAAGAUGCAAGAACAAGCUUCUAUCCUCUCAAAUAUUUUCCACAUUGUGAUCAGAGUCUAGUAGUUUGUAAACCGUUGACGGGAAGGACACAUCAAAUUAGAAUUCACUUGGCAAGGUUAGGACACCCGAUAGUGAAUGAUCCUUUCUACAAUAUUGACAACGUGGAAUAUCCGACUCGUUCGAAAUUCAUAAUAAAAGUUGAAGAUUGGACCAAAUCGAAAUAUUCGUAUGAACAGUUGGAACAACUAUUUGAAACUUUCAUCAAAGAGUGUGAGAAUGUUCAAGCAGAUAGAGCGGCUGGUCGAGAUCAACUAGAAAGAUGUACUGAAUGUGAUUCUUUGUUAUUGCAAGAUCCCGAUUCACAAGAAUUGACGAUUUGGCUGCAUGCAUGGAAAUAUGAAGAUUCACAAGGAGACUUUUCCUUUACUACUGCUUUACCUUCAUGGGUCAAUGAAUAA